CGCCCGCCGCCCGCCAACGGACGACGUCUCUGCGCAUGCGUGCAGCGCAUACUGCGAUUGGUCAAUUCGAAACCGCCGAAUUCGAAUCUCAAAGCCGACCGUUGCGUGUUCCAUUGGUGUGAUUCAGUGUUAGUGCUGUUGUUUUGUUGAGGACAUCCGUUACGUGAACGUGUGUGAUGUGAAAGGUAUGGAUUGAAUGGCUCAUUUAAAUGAGGGCUGCAGGGCUGCGCGGAUGAAGAGAUAAAUCUUGGAGCGUUGACCGGCAGCGGUUCGACGCCCGUGGUGCCUGUGUCCUUGCUAAACGGUACUCGUGUCCGCUUCAUCAACGUCCAUUGUUGACACUCUCCGAAACAUAAUACGAAAUCCCUCGACGUCAGUUUAAAAACGGUGAUUCGUUGCGAUGAUGUCAUUUUGUCGGGUUGCCAUCGCAAUGCGUGAAUCGUGAUGGUCUAUUGUGAAGCGUUGUUUUUAGAAAACGUACAACGUGCCUAUGUGAUGCCUAAGUGAUCGCAAUGAAUGCAUUGCAGUAACAUAGUGCAACGUGGCGAAACGUGUCAUCUCAAUAACCAACCCAACGUUAAAAGUGAUGCGUUAACUAAGUGGCAAAUCAUAGGCAAGAAAAGUGUGAAAGUGUACUCAGUGUCAAAGUGCAAUACGACUCAUGGGCUCAUCAUCCCACGGAUGCGAUGGGAGAUGAGCGGUGAAGAAGCGCUCGCGUGCGCGAUGAAGCGCAGCAAGUCGUACACGUGGCUAGCGGGGCUGCUGCGCCGCGAGCGCGAGCAGCGCGACGUCGUCGGCGCUAGCGCCGGCGCAACUGACGCGGACGACGCGCCCUGGGUGCGCGCGCAUCUCACCGCUGUCGACAGACCAGUCUGCCGCAACUGCGUGGUUUCACCGACAGGGUCAUCGCCACCACCUCUGCACGAGCAACAGUCACCACCGCCACCCGCACCACCAUCGCCAAGAGCCUUAGCCACUCUGUCCAACUUACCACCUCUAUCGUCCAACGUGCUACCUCUUUCACCCAAUUUGCAAAAUCUCCAACCCAACGUACCAACGCUACCCCCUACCAUCCCCUCGCUCCCUCCUGUCCCGUCACCCCAGCCGAGCCACAGCGGCUCCGACCCCAGCCAGUCGAACUCUCCACACCCCUACUCGUAUCCCAACAACUACCGACGCUACGACUAUCCUGGAAGUAGCUAUCAGAGUCCGCAAUCGCCACAGUCAGCCAUGAGUCUGUCACCACAUCCAAUCCCGCAAGGGAAAUUCAGAGGCUUACUGGAACACGCCGAGCGGCUGAUGAAGCCUGCAGAUCCUCACCGGCACUCGCAGAGCGACGACGACUCGGGCUGCGCGCUCGAGGAGUACACCUGGGUGCCUCCUGGCCUAAGGCCCGAACAGGUGCAUCUGUACUUCUCAGCGCUGCCGGAAGACAAGGUUCCGUAUGUGAACAGCGUGGGUGAGCGGUACCGGCUUAAACAGCUAUUGCAGCAACUACCACCGCAGGACAAUGAGGUGCGAUAUUGCCACGCGUUGUCGGAUGAGGAACGUAAGGAGCUGCGUCUGUUCAGCGCUCAACGCAAGCGUGAUGCGCUCGGCCGAGGGCAGGCGAGGCAGCUGCAUGCGCCCGCGCCCUGUGAUCGGUGCGAAGAAUCAAUGUCAGCUGGAGACAUGUGCGUGUCCGCCGCCCGCGCCGGCCCCUCUGCUCGCUGGCACCCGGCCUGUUUCGUCUGCGCCACCUGCCAGGAGCUGCUGGUGGACCUUGUCUACUUCUGGAAAGAUGGACGGCUGUAUUGUGGACGUCACCACGCGGAGAAUUUGAAGCCGAGGUGCUCCGCUUGUGACGAGAUAAUCCUCGCUGAUGAGUGCACAGAAGCUGAAGGUCGAGCGUGGCACAUGAAACACUUCGCCUGCGCGGAAUGUUCGCGACAACUCGGCGGACAGAGAUACAUCAUGAGGGAAGCCAGACCCUACUGCCUGCCCUGUUUCGAUAGCUGUUUCGCUGAAUACUGCGACGCUUGCGGAGAGCCCAUCGGAGUAGACCAGGGACAGAUGUCUCACGAAGGCCAACAUUGGCAUGCAACAGAACGUUGCUUCGCGUGCCAUACUUGCCGAGCCAGUUUAUUAGGGAGACCAUUCUUGCCACGCAAAGGAGCCAUCUUUUGUUCCAUAGCAUGUUCAAAAGGAGAGCCUCCGACACCCAGCGAUUCUUCAGGCCCUGGACCUCGACCUCCUCGAAUGUCAAGACCAAAAAGAGUGCCUUCGCCAAAGUCACCGGCGAGAACACCUCCAAGAGAAUCGUCGCCGCAUAUUGAUGCAGAUUCUGAACCUAGUGGAUCGAUAGCACCGGAAACACCCCCACCACAUCCCCCUCCGCCACCUCACGCAUGUCUUAGCCUCGAUAGAGCAUUACAAGAUUUGAAAUUAGAGCAAUCCAUGACGGAACAUCAAAUCCAACCAAGCCCAACAUCAGACGUCACCGAAGAGAGAAGAGAAGAGUCUACUGAAGAGUGGAAGCCACCACAUCCUGUUGAAGCUCAAGCAGUUGUCACUCCGGGACAUUCGUCUUCGAUGCCCGAAUUGAGUUUGGUUGAUGGCAAAGGAAGAAGACCGAGAGGAGGUAGGACAGUAAGAUUUUGUGGAGAUGACAACGAAGCUUUCGUGCCUGACGAUCCUCCUAAAAGAGAAAAGGUAAGAGAAGAUGAUGCGAGCAGUUAUUGCAGUACUUGCUCAUCAUCGUCUUCUUCUGCAGAGUCUUAUACUUUGCCUACAAGAAGAGCGUAUGGCGGAGUUCGAAUAUCCUACGUCCCAAACGAUGCAGUGGCGUGCGCGAAACGAGAACGACGCAAAAACAAUCCGCAAGACAAGAAUUGCAUAAUUUCGUGAUCUUGGGUCUUAUUAGUGCGCGACAACAACCUCCGAAUUCAAGACUGAAUUUUUGAUGAUUUAAAGCCAUAGAAAUAAGUGUUAUAAGUCUUCCCCUAAGGCAGUUCGCUGUUUUAGUGAAUAUCAUUCAAGGUUUUCAUUAAAUAAUGUGAAUUUUUUAAUCACUAAAGCAAAAAGAGUCCGUAAUUUUCAGUGUGAACUUUUACUUGUCAUAAGUCUUAACUAUCCCCGAAACAGUUUAGAAAUUGGCACGGCACUCACCACAGCGAACAGUCAUAAACAUCACAAAUAUCGCGAUACCACACGCGAACUUUCAAAUUUAUUGUUAAAAUCCAGGUGUGACGUGUCACUAAACAUGUUGUGACGACAAAUAGAUAUUUGAAAAGGAUUAAAUGAAUGGGGCUUGUGACAAAUUUGUGUGCCACGGCUUAAUGGGGACUAAAUGUGACAUGAACACCUUUGCUGGUGAUCGAUUUAAAAGGGUUGUGAUUGUAAAUGGUCGCGAUUUUUAUACUUUUAUACAUCGAUAGCGAAUUUUGAAUUGAUCGCUGAACCUUUAAAAGAAUUAUAGCAUUUUAUACUUCCUUUGUAUGUCUAUACGUAUUAUUAUAAAAUAUUUUGUGUACGCAUCUUGUAUGUUGCCAGCAGGUUACAGGUUUUG
Messenger RNA from Hyposmocoma kahamanoa, 3547 nucleotides. It is a transcript of the gene esn, whose product is annotated as protein prickle-like. Bases 517 to 2886 code for a protein of 789 amino acids. The transcript has 9 exons. Lineage: Eukaryota; Metazoa; Arthropoda; Insecta; Lepidoptera; Cosmopterigidae. The record is from RefSeq and is a predicted model, not a curated record. Gene Ontology annotation, molecular function: zinc ion binding; flavin adenine dinucleotide binding; oxidoreductase activity, acting on CH-OH group of donors.